AUGGGGGAGCCGCUGGGCUGCUGCGAGCGCGUGGCCAUCAACGUGGCCGGCCGGCGCUUCGAGACCCUCGGCCGCACCCUCCUGCGCUUCCCCGACACCCUCCUGGGGGACCCCCGGCGCCGGCGCCGCUACUUCGACCCCCAGCGCCGCGAGUUCUUCUUCGACCGCCACCGCGGGGCCUUCGGCGCCGUCCUCUACUACUACCAGUCCGGGGGGCGGCUGCGCAGACCCCCGGACGUGCCGCUGGACGUGUUCCUGGAGGAGCUGCGCUUCUACCAGCUGGGCGACGAGGCCGAGGAGCGGCUGCGCGAGGCCGAGGGCUUCUCGGUGGAGGCGCCGCCGGCGCUGCCGCGGGGCGGGCUGAGGCGCCGGGCCUGGCUGCUGUGCGAGCACCCCGAGAGCUCGCCGGCGGCGCGCGCCGUGGCCCUGCUCUCCGUGCUCGUCAUCCUCGUCUCCAUCGUCGUCUUCUGCCUCGAGACGCUGCCGCAGUUCCGGCCCGGCGGCGACGGCGGCGAUGGCGACGCGCAGGUGAGGCCCCCGGGGGGAGGCCCCCCCCCCCCCCCACCCCCCACCUCCUCCCCCUCCAACGCCACCUCCGGGCCCCCCCCCCACCGCCCGGCCGACCCGUUCUUCGUGGUGGAGACCGUCUGCAUCUGCUGGUUCUCGCUGGAGCUGCUGGUGCGGCUGGUGGCCAGCCCCAGCAAGGCGGCCUUCUUCCGCAGCGCCAUGAACCUCAUCGACCUGGCGGCCAUCGCCCCCUACUUCAUCGCCCUGGGCACCGAGCUGGCGGCGCAGCGCGGGCUGGGCCAGCCCGCCAUGUCGCUGGCCGUGCUGCGCGUCAUCCGCCUCGUCCGCGUCUUCCGCGUCUUCAAGCUGUCGCGCCACUCCACCGGCCUGCAGAUCCUGGGCCAGACGCUGCGGGCCAGCAUGCGCGAGCUGGGCCUGCUCAUCUUCUUCCUCCUCAUCGGCGUCGUGCUCUUCUCCAGCGCCGUCUACUUCGCCGAGGCCGAGGACGCCGCCACGGCCUUCACGUCCAUCCCGCAGGCCUUCUGGUGGGCCGUGGUCACCAUGACCACCGUGGGCUACGGCGACAUGGCGCCCGUGACGGUGGGCGGCAAGCUGGUGGGCUCGCUGUGCGCCAUCGCCGGCGUGCUCACCAUCUCCCUGCCCGUGCCCGUCAUCGUCUCCAACUUCUCCUACUUCUACCGGCGGGAGCUGCGCGGGGAGGAGACGGGCGAGGUGGUGCCGCCCGCCCCCUGCCCCCACCACCCCGCGCCCCCCGAGCCGCCCGGGGACCCCAAGGAGGGCGGGGGGCACGGGGAGGGCUGGGGGGUGGACGGGGAGGCCGGAGGGGAGAAGGGCUGGGGGGGCAGGUUGGUCACUGAGGUGUGA
Messenger RNA from Lepidothrix coronata (blue-crowned manakin), 1392 nucleotides. RefSeq names its product potassium voltage-gated channel subfamily A member 7-like. The transcript is spliced from 2 exons. The record is from RefSeq and is a predicted model, not a curated record. Gene Ontology annotation, molecular function: protein binding; delayed rectifier potassium channel activity. NCBI's taxonomy places the organism in Eukaryota, Metazoa, Chordata, Aves, Passeriformes, Pipridae. Gene Ontology annotation, biological process: protein homooligomerization; potassium ion transmembrane transport. Gene Ontology annotation, cellular component: membrane; voltage-gated potassium channel complex. Bases 1 to 1392 code for a protein of 463 amino acids.